Molecule: messenger RNA, 1506 nt
Organism: Mycotypha africana
Lineage: Eukaryota; Fungi; Mucoromycota; Mucoromycetes; Mucorales; Mycotyphaceae
Exons: 2
Coding region: 1-1506 (501 amino acids)
Biological process (GO): regulation of cyclin-dependent protein serine/threonine kinase activity
Cellular component (GO): cyclin-dependent protein kinase holoenzyme complex; nucleus
Molecular function (GO): cyclin-dependent protein serine/threonine kinase regulator activity; protein kinase binding
Source: RefSeq, a predicted model, not a curated record
AUGAAUCAAACUUACACUGAUGUUACGACUCAUCUACAACAACCCCAUAUCAUGGAUACCAAUUACGUUACCAUGGCAACUCCAGCAACAGCCAACACCGAUCCGAACCUUUAUGCAUUAAGCAAAAAAAGAUAUCACCAACAUUACUAUAGCAACCACCAUAGCAACCAAAAUGAACAAUACUUCCUAUAUAAUUCAAUGUACAAUAAUUACAACAAGAAAAUAUACCAGGCACAACAGCAGCAACAAACAGUCGCAACAACGGAGCCAAUGACUCCACCACCUCCACCACUUCGUCCGAAUCAACUCGUGAGUACGAAUAGAUUAGCUUAUGUAGAAGCGUUGGUUGAUAUUAAUGCAGUAGUAAUCGAGUCUAUUUGGUACCCAAAAACUGCAACCCUAUCUACAACCACUUUAUCGACGCAGAAAGAUUCCCGAAUAUCGCCGGUUGUGCCAUUGCGGACUUUUAUACAAGAGGUCCUCAAGCGAUCUCGAACGACUUACUCCACUUUACAAACUGCAUUAUUUUAUUUAUUUCGUUCAAGACCUAUUAUUGUACAACAUUUGCAGCAGCAGCAGCAGCAACAACAACAACAACAAAAGAAAAGGAGCCAUGAUUGCGACUGGCAAUGCAAUGCUUACAUCAGUUGUGGAAGACGUAUGUUUCUUGCAAGUCUUGUGGUUGCUUCCAAAUUCGUUCAAGAUAAAACAUAUCGUAAUUCAGCCUGGGCAAAAAUUGCAGGAUUAUCCGUGAACGAGAUUAACACAGCCGAACGUUAUUUCUUGUCUUUAUUGGAUUACAGACUCUAUAUUGACCUACCUAUUUUUGAUCGUUGGCAUCGACUGUUACAUCUUAGAACGCAAGCAAGAAUGCAUAAUAUACCAAUUUCAGUUCUUGAUCUUUCGACUUGUUUAUCUUUUGCGCCAUGUCCAAACAAUGAUAUCAUGGCAACAGCAACUACUUUCACUGAUUCUACUUCUAUUACUCCAAUUACCCCUACCCUAAAUAUGGCAUACCCAAGUAUCAAUACCAAUACCAACAGUACAAGUGAACCAUCAACACCAACAUUAGUUCACUCUUAUUCUUCCUCAAUAUCACCUAUUACAAAUAUAAACAUUUCAACUGAUAAACCAGCUACAGUUUUUUACUAUUCCUCUCCUUUAUCCUUAUCCACUAUAAAUACAGCUACAACUUCAAUGGCUGCAUCCACACCGCCUGUUGCUGCUGCUGCCGCUGCUACUACUACUACGACAACAACUGUCACCACUACUGUAUGCAAUAAUUAUUGUUCAUGUUCUCAAUGUUCACCAUUGUCUAUCAUACCCAAUCACUCUCUCUCUUCUCUCCGUUCAUUAUCAUCAUCACCUACUCCUCAAACUCCCAUCACUCAAAUUUCGCCUGUACGUUAUUACUCAUUGAAAAGAAAAUUCGAUCAUUUAAACAGUUCCAGUGCAAGCAGCAGUAGCAGUAUUAGCGAUAAAAAGCAUUGUAGAUUUUGGCAAUAG